Penicillium brevicompactum is the source of this 1743-nucleotide messenger RNA. RefSeq names its product crossover junction endonuclease MUS81. The record is from RefSeq and is a predicted model, not a curated record. Gene Ontology annotation, molecular function: 3'-flap endonuclease activity; DNA binding; crossover junction DNA endonuclease activity. NCBI's taxonomy places the organism in Eukaryota, Fungi, Ascomycota, Eurotiomycetes, Eurotiales, Aspergillaceae. Gene Ontology annotation, cellular component: nucleus; Holliday junction resolvase complex. The coding region runs from base 1 to 1743 and encodes 580 amino acids. Gene Ontology annotation, biological process: mitotic intra-S DNA damage checkpoint signaling; resolution of meiotic recombination intermediates; double-strand break repair via break-induced replication. The transcript has 3 exons.
AUGAGCGAGGAGUGUGCUAACCCCUUACUUUUGGGGUGGAUUAAGGAAUGGCUGGACCAGGCUCGAGAGCGAAACAGCAAAGGCGUGACCGUGUACAAGAAGGCAUAUGAUUCCAUGAAGGCAUGUCCAUUGCAAUUUCAACAUCCUUCACAGGCUCAGCAAUUAAACGGACUGGGUCCAAAGUUAUGUGACCGGUUAACAGAUAAGCUCAAGGCUCACUGUGACGAGAAUGGCCUACCUAUGCCGGCGCCACCAGAAAAAGGUGGUAAACGCACAUCUGGCGGUGACGAGGAACAGCCGGCCAAGAAACCCAGGAAAACCAAGCCAUAUGUGCCUACAUUGCGAUCUGGUCCAUAUGCGUUAAUUCUCGGCUUGGGAACUCAAAGUGAAAAUUCGUCGCAGGGCAUUACCAAGGCGCAAUUGAUCGAAAUCGCCCAGCCAUACUGUGACAGUUCGUUCACGGCGCCUCCAGAUCCCACGAAGUUUUACACUGCGUGGAAUUCAAUGAAGACUCUCAUUCAGAAAGAUCUCGUCUGCGAGCACGGCCGUCCAACUAGGAAAUAUCUCCUCUCGGAAGAAGGCUGGGAAGUGGCCAAACGUCUCCAGCGGACAUUGCCUGGGGCCUCGCAAGCCUCGACAUCAGGCCCAACCACCGAGUCCCAACAGAGCGCGACAAGUGAUCGCAACCUACUGGAAGAAGAGGAGCCCUUACAAGAGCCCGAAGAAACCUUGAGCAAGGAAGACAUUGACAACAUCGAACCCAUAAUGCUCCCACCGAAGAGCUUCACAAUCCAGCUCGUUCUGGACACCCGCGAAGUGCGCACAUCCACGGACCGCGACUACAUUUCCGGCGAAUUAAUAAAACAAGGCAUCACCCCUCAAGUGCGCGCAUUGGAAGUUGGAGACGCCAUGUGGGUAGCUAAAUGCAACGAUCCUGAAUACCUCGCUCGUCACGGCGAAGAAAGUGACGAGGUGAUGCUCGAUUGGAUCGUGGAGCGAAAGCGCCUUGAUGACUUGGUUGGAUCCAUUAAAGAUGGUCGCUUCCAUGAACAAAAGUUCCGUCUCCGCCGUUCCGGAAUCAAAAAUGUCAUCUACUUGAUUGAAGAAUUUGCUGUCACACAUGCCGACUCUACCAGCGGGAGCGCGGCGCAGUAUCAAGAGAUGGUUGCUUCGGCCAUUGCCUCGACGCAAGUCCUCAACGAAUACUUCAUCAAAAAGACGAAGCACUUGGAUGAGUCGAUUCGAUACCUGGCGCGUAUGACUCUUCUGUUACGGAGGAUGUACGGGGUGGAAGACCCUCCUUCAAACCCAGAUGGAAAUAGCAAUGCGACUCCCAGCGGUCCUGCGGGCCAAGUCUCCAAAAUUGGAUUGAUUCCCGGGCGUCGCCUCGCCAACGAUUCGUAUCUCACCAUCCUUGACAAAUUUCGCUCUCGAGACUCGUCUACUACUUACGGUGUUUCAUUCGUGAUCUUUUCUGCCCUCACAUCUAAAUCAGAUACCCUAACUCUGCGUGAUGUAUUCUUGAAAAUGCUCAUGUGUACACGCGGUGUGACGGGCGAAAAGGCACUUGAAAUUCAACAGAUUUGGCCAACGCCUCGACAUUUGAUGGAGGCGUACGCUAGCUUGGAUCCUAAAGAACGGGAUUCGAUGAUAGUGACAAGGAUGGCGGAAGUCGUCGGGCGAAAGAAAGUUGCCAAAGACCUCAGCAAGCGCAUCGCUGAGAUUUGGGGACAAUCAAGUUGA